Amoebophrya sp. A25 is the source of this 1110-nucleotide messenger RNA. The record is from the annotation of a GenBank genome assembly. Lineage: Eukaryota; Dinophyceae; Syndiniales; Amoebophryaceae.
GUUGUAACUACUCACUUGUCGAAGUCCUUCAUUUCUUCUUCUGCAUACUACAAUCUAUCAAUAAACAACAUUGGCACUACCUCCUCCUACACGGAAGGAUAGGAAGUGGACAAGAAACACAGUAUUAAGCGCCGCAACAAGUUGGGUGCCGCGGAACAGAAGAAAUACAACCUACUAGAAGUUAUCUUCAUGAAAACUUCUCAAGAUUGCUUUUUACUCUUCCCAGAAGCCGGGCGGGAGAUAGACCAUCCUCUUGAUUGAAGAUGGAUUGAUCGAAUAUUAGGCACUACUACAUGAACAAGAACACGGAUGAAUAUAAAAACUACCACAUUAUGAAGUCGUAGAAUUUGCGCGACAGAGAAAAAAGAACCCACUAGUAUUCUGUGAUUGACGACUGUUGUUCCUAAGACAACUCCCUUGUGGCUUCUGAAGAAGAGCCCGGGCCUGUUUUUAGCGGAUCUUGAAAUCAGUCAAUCAAUUUUUACAAAGAAGCGCACCGAAUCAAACAUAAACAACUUAUACCCCACGAUUGGGUACACCUACACUACUACUACAUGGCUCGGUGCGGAUGCUACUCCUCAAUUCCUAGAGUAGUCUUCGCCUUACACAUACAUUUAUGGUGGACGUGUACGUGGAGGCUGCUAUACCGAUGUCCUGCAGUAGGGUGCGUUUCGCUGCUGCACUACGUACUAGCCGCUGUUGACGUGGUGGUCUAGAAAUACAGACGCAAGAGCUUGAAGGAAGGUCUCCAUCCAAAGCAUUUUUGAGCUACGUACUAUGAAUCAAGCUCCUUGCUGCAGUUCGACCGAUUAAGUAUUACGGUCAUCUUUCUUGUGUAUAAAAAAUAUCCAUAUCGCGAAUUGAAUGAAAGAAUGGGAGAUCGAGAAUAUCAAUACCGCGCAGUGUUGGACGUCACCGGCGACACCAUUUUAAGUGGAUGCUGCAAGUGUUAGUGCGUGCGUCUGUGCAUUCAGGAGAAUAAAUUUUGGAGGAAGCGAAGCGGCGCGUGAGAGAUGCAGGCGUUUGCUCUAUUGAGAGUUGAAAUGAGGAAACGAGAUCCAACGUCAUUUGCUCAUUGCCCGCAGGAACGUGUCACGAGCUCCAAAAAAA